UAAGAACAGCCAUGUCGCAGCUGUUAUGAGCAAGACAUGGACAUCGCCGUUCCCUCAGGUUGCGCACCAACUCGCACUAUGCUUUCCUGACAUCAAUGUUCCUCGGCAGACCCGAGAAAAAGGCCCGAGGAAAUGGGUACCCCGCUAUAGCAUCGUCUUGGCCGAUCAGAAAUCCAUCUGCAACAACAUUCUUGCUGCUUGCGCUGCGGGGCUCCAGAUGCGGAGCUCGCACUAUUGGCUCUCGUCGUCCAGACGAUCUGCGCUCAUAUAACGGCAUGUUACACGCAGCGCCAGCAUGCUUAGUCGAUCCGCGCUUGUUUCUUGCCAUUGCUCCUUUCUAUGGCGUCCUCAUCCAGUGCAUCACUCUCAGUGAAGAAGGACCUGACGGAAGAGCAUGAGCAUAUCGAGGAGCAGCCUGUUGAAGCUGCCAGCAUCAGCGAAGACGAAGAGUUUGGCGGCACAGAAGCACGUAGAAAGCUGGAAAAGAAGUUGCUCAGGAAGCUGGACGCACGUAUAUCUAUUCUCAUUGUCAUCUAUAUCCUCAACUAUAUCGACCGAAAUAAUGCCUCUGCCGCCCGACUGCGCGGAUUCGAAGAAGACCUCCACCUUACUGGCGAACAGUUCGACACGCUCCUGAGUAUUCUCUACGUUGGGUAUAUUUUGAUGCAGGUGCCUUCUAAUAUGCUUUUGAACUAUAUCGGCAGGCCCUCAGUGUACCUACCGUGCUGUAUGAUUAUUUGGGGGAUGAUAUCCUGCCUCACAGGCGUGACUACCGACUUCGUCGGCGCACUCCUCACGCGAUUUUUCCUCGGCUUCGUCGAGGCUGCCUUCUUCCCCGGCGCGCUCUUCCUUCUCUCCAAGUGGUACACGCGUGCCGAGCUCGGCGUGCGCACCGCGCUUCUCUCCUGCGGGAGCCUCAUCAGCAAUGCAUUCGGCUCACUCAUCGCGAGCGGCAUCCUCGACAGCAUGCAGGGCAAGUUAGGGCACUCAGCAUGGCGAUGGCUCUUUUACAUCGAGGGCUCGCUCACGGUCUUCGUUGCCAUUGUGGCUAUCUUCGUGCUGCCCGAUUUCCCCGCCACUUCGCACACGUGGCUGAGCCCACUUGAAGUGCGCCUCGCCGAGAAGCGCAUGGAGGAGGACGCGGGCGUCGGCGAUGAGGACCCCGUCGCCAAGUCGGACGGUCACUCGCACACCCAGCUCGAGGGCCUGCAGCUCGCACUGAGCGACUGGAAGGUGUGGCUCCUCGCACUUGCACUGACGAGCAUGGUCGUCUCGCUCUCGUUCAACGCGUUCUUCCCGACGCUGACGGCGACGCUUGGCUUCGACACGACGGUCACAUUACUUUUAUGUGCGCCGCCGUGGGCGCUUGCGACGAUAGUUGCAUUCGCGGUGGCGAGACACUCGGAUAAGGUGGGCGAGCGAUUCUGGCACAUCGCGAUCCCGCUGUUCUUUGGCAUCGUCGGAUUUAUCAUUGCCCUGUCCACGAUGAACACCGCUGCGCGAUACGUAUCUCUGUGCGCGACUUUCUGUUUCAUUUCGGACGUGCAUUCAUGCAAGCUGCAUGAACCUUGCAGGUUCCUAAUGGCUCAGUCGUAUGCGGGCUUCAUUACCUUCCUCGCCUGGGUGAGCAAUUCGAUACCGCGGCCGCCCGCGAAGCGCGCCGUCGCGCUCGCCUUCAUCAACGCGUUCUCGCAGCUCGGGAAUAUCGCCGGCUCGUACGUGUGGCCAUCGAAAUGGGGACUUUCGUACCGCUACUCGUAUGCAAUUUGUAUUGCGGCAAACGGGAUGUGCAUCGUGCUGUGCUACGCAUUCAAGAGGCACUUAGAGCGGCUGAACGCGCGGAUGGAGAGGGAGGAAGCGGAGGGGCGUGCCAGAGGGUUCCGGUACUUGACGUGAAUAGAUCGAUGAACUUCUAUAUACGACUACAUGACGAUAUGCACGACACGAAUGUGCAUUGAGAACGCAGAUAGGGAGUGCGAAACUGGU
Laetiporus sulphureus 93-53 is the source of this 1986-nucleotide messenger RNA. RefSeq names its product MFS general substrate transporter. The transcript has 9 exons. The record is from RefSeq and is a predicted model, not a curated record. Gene Ontology annotation, cellular component: membrane. Gene Ontology annotation, molecular function: transmembrane transporter activity. NCBI's taxonomy places the organism in Eukaryota, Fungi, Basidiomycota, Agaricomycetes, Polyporales, Laetiporaceae. Gene Ontology annotation, biological process: transmembrane transport. Bases 340 to 1896 code for a protein of 518 amino acids.